CAGCAGCCGUUCUGUUCGCUAGGGCCCGGCCCGAGCCGGCCGUCGCGAUGCCGCUCCGGUCGCGACAGCUGCGCACCUACUCGCGGCGCGGAGGGUACCUCCGCCUGCUGCCGCCUCCCGACCAGUGGGUUUCGCCGCCUCCGGACCGUAAACGGUUCUUCAGCUCCACCUCGGAUAGUUCCAGCACUGCCUCAGCCGGUUCCAGCGUCUUCUCGGCCGCCUCGGACGACCCCGACUUCUCGCCGCCCCGAAAGCACCACCGCAAGGCACUGCGUAAGGUCCCAGACCACUCCAUGCGCCUGCGAACUCGCCGCCGCGGCGGCGGCGGCGGCACAACGGACAAGGAGAACCGCCCGCCAGGGCCGGCGACCGCUGCCUGCCGCUCUCCGCUUCUCUUCCCCUCCCCGUGCCGCGCCGACCGCCGCCUCCAGAGGCCGCCCUGCGGGGCGCGGCGCCCCCUGCUGUGCAGCACCCCGCAGUGCUCGCCCGCUGUCCGCCGCUGCCGCUCAGCCAAGCUCGGCUCCGUGGUUCUGCUCAGCACCACCGCGGAGAGCGGCUCGGGGCUGGACUGCAGCCUGGAGCUCUUCUCCCCGCAGUGCGGAGCCCAGAGCUCGCUGGAGCCACCUCGCGGAGACGCGGAGAAGCUGUCGCCGCUGCCGGAGGCCGACAGCGCCAGGAAGCGGGAGACUGGACCUGCCCGGCCGGAAAGCAAAGGAAGGAACCGUAAGACCAGCCCGGUGUUACAAAAAUCCGACAGGGUUCUGAGGUCAUCGGUGAAGGGAUGCUGCCAGGGGCGACCUCCCUUGUCCCCACAGGAAGGCACAACCGGUGCUCAAGCAGAGCCAGCUCCCUCUCAGGUUAUCAGGGAGCCACAGCACUCAACUCAGCAUAAGAGUACCACUUCUGAUGAACCCUAUGAGGAUCCAAAGAGACAUCCAACUCCAGGAAGCGUCAUCUGUCAGCGAGGCCAAAUCGAUAACUUGCAUAUGCCAGUGGUGGUCUUGGACCCUCAAGACGUGCCAGCAUGGCUGUCGAGCAUGAAACUGCAUGAAAAGGCAGCUGUUCAACCUGCCUGCCAGCAGCCAGGAUCUCCUUUGGGCCUUCAAGGAAUCAUGGAGAACAGUUGUGGAGGUGCCAAAGUUGUUCCUGGAGGAGGAAGUACCUGUAGGAAAGCUUGCAUCAGUGGCUUCAGUGCCAAACGCUGGGGAAGGGAGAAAAUAAGGCUCCGACCAACAAGGAGGAAAAACAAGAGACAGCAGCAGCCAAGUGACUCCUUUUUGAGCUCACAAAUGAGGCAAAAAGGAACGAAGAAAAGCGCUCUGGAGUUGUCUGUAGAGAUGAAUGACAAUUCACUCCUUUAUAGUUCUUACUCCUGGCGUAAGAUUCGAGCAUCUUUGUCCUUUCAUAAGAAGAAGAAAGUUAACAUGGAAGAGAUUUCCUACAACAGCGUCCCUGGUACCCCUGUUGUGAAAUCCCGGUUUGCAGAGCACCAAGCAAACCUAUCUGCUGGUACAACUCAAUGCUCAGUUUGGUCUGCUUCCUCCAUGGUACUGCUGGCUCCUGCAAAUUACUGUUCUGACCUGGAGCUAAUGCUUACAGAUGCAGAGAAGGUGUUUGGGGAGUGCCACCAGGAGGGGCCUAUCACUUUUGAGGAAUGCAUUCCUUUAGAUAAGAUGAAAAAUUGCAAGAAAAUUGGAGAAGGGGUGUUUGGAGAGGUCUUUCACAUUGAGAGUGAAAGAGGACCUGCAGCCUUAAAAAUAAUUCCCAUUGAGGGGACUGAGAAAGUGAAUGGUGAAGCUCAGAAGAGCUUUGGAGAGAUUCUGCCUGAGAUAAUAAUUUCCAAAGAACUCAGCCUUUUGUCUGAGGAGUCUGUAAAUAGGACUUUGGGGUUCAUCAGCUUGUACUCUGUGCACUGUGUCCAAGGGGCUUAUCCUAAGUAUCUCCUGGAAGCCUGGGACAAAUACCACAAAGUAACAGGAUCAGAAAAUGAUCGGCCAGACUUUUUUGGGGGUGAGCAGCUCUUCAUGGUUCUGGAGUUUGAAUUUGGAGGCAGUGACUUGGAGCAUAUGAGAAAGAAUCUCAGCUCGAUGCUUACAGCAAAAAGCAUUUUGCACCAGGUCACUGCUUCCCUGGCUGUGGCAGAACAGGAGCUGCGUUUUGAGCACAGAGACUUGCACUGGGGGAAUGUGCUGGUAAAGAAAACAGAUGCCAAGGAGGUUAGUUAUGUGUUGAAUGGGGCAACGUGCACAAUCCCCACAGCAGGGGUCCACGUCAACAUCAUAGAUUAUACCUUGUCCCGGCUGGAGAAGGAUGGGCUAACUGUGUUCUGUGACCUUGCCACUGAAGAAGAACUGUUUCAAGGCACAGGGGACUACCAGUUUGAGAUCUACAGGCAAAUGAAAGCAGAAAACUCCAACUGCUGGGCUGACUACCACCCACACAGCAAUGUCCUCUGGCUGCACUACUUGUCAGGUAAAUUUUUGAAAGACAUGUACUACAAGAAAAAGACAGCAACUCUUUCCAUGAAGAAAUUAAAGAAGCAGCUCCUUCAGUUCCACAGAGAACUCCUGACCUUUGAGUCUGCCACUGAUGUUUUACAGAGCAGCAGUUUCUUCCAGUGAGCAAGGGAGCACAAUGUCUCCAAGAACAAAGUCACUGACACUGCCUUUCUCCUUUGCUGUUUUUUAUGUAUGAUCUUAAUAAACACUGGCACAAGGAAAAAGAGUUGUUGGUUACCAAGGUGUAGGAUAUGCUAUGGGAAGUGUCUAGAUACAUGAAAAAUGGAGCCUUCUGUUUUAAGUUCUUUACAGGUGAUGUGGGGAAAGAGAACAGAGUUGGUGUUUGAGGGGAAAAAAAAAAACCUUGGGCUCAAUAAAUAAGCUCUUAACCUUU
This is a messenger RNA of Pogoniulus pusillus (Red-fronted tinkerbird), 2892 nucleotides long. It is a transcript of the gene HASPIN, whose product is annotated as histone H3 associated protein kinase. The transcript has a single exon. Gene Ontology annotation, cellular component: cytoplasm; nucleus. Gene Ontology annotation, molecular function: histone H3T3 kinase activity; ATP binding. Gene Ontology annotation, biological process: mitotic cell cycle; protein phosphorylation; intracellular signal transduction. Lineage: Eukaryota; Metazoa; Chordata; Aves; Piciformes; Lybiidae. Bases 48 to 2621 code for a protein of 857 amino acids. The record is from RefSeq and is a predicted model, not a curated record.